Misgurnus anguillicaudatus (oriental weatherfish) is the source of this 2727-nucleotide messenger RNA. NCBI's taxonomy places the organism in Eukaryota, Metazoa, Chordata, Actinopteri, Cypriniformes, Cobitidae. The record is from RefSeq and is a predicted model, not a curated record.
AUUUUGGCCUCACUUGUUGCGUGAACGGACUGAUCUGCUUUCAGAAAUCAAAAACAUUUUCCAAGCUAAAAAGACCGUCAGAACAAAACUAAGAAACACAUCAAAGAUCCCUCACAACAGCAUGAAUAAGGAGAAUCUCCUGUCUGCAGUCUAGGGUUAUGCACCUGGGACGGGGCUGCACGUGCAGGCCCUCCCACACUGCUUCUCAUUGGUUAGUGGCGUGAAGUCAUGACGUCGAUUUUAGCAAGUUUUCAUUUCCGAUGUUUAUCGCUGCAUGGUCAUGACUGUCUUCAUCAACACAUGUAUCAGUGCUGAACUUCACCUAAGAUGAGUGAAACAGAGAAACAGAGAGACAGAUCAGGAUCACCUGUAUUCAGCUCUGUGUCUAUAAAGAGUGACCACUCCAAAGGUGAUGGACCAAACUUCAGGGAGAAAACACCAACAGCUACUAAAAGAGACAGAUCAAGAUCAGCUGUAUUCAGCUCUGUGUCUAUAAAGAGUGACCACUCCAAAGGUGAUGGACCAAACUUCAGUGAGGAAACACCAACAGCUACUAAAAGUAACCAGAGACCGGAGACCUCAGUAAAUAUUGGUUCAGAAAUUAACCGAUGGAAAGCAUUAAAAGAACAGAGAGGUAUAAAGAGUGAUGAGGAACUGGCAACUUUUCUGAUCAACAGGCAUCGAUAUGAGACAUCAGAGGCAGACAUUCAGAACUCUGAAGACGAUCUUCCCCGGAUCUUCAAGGAUCUUGAGUAUGAAAUAAACACAUUUCAGAAGAAAGAGUUGGAAAGGUUUCAGAAGAUAUUAAGAAACGAAAACAUACAAGACUUAGUGAAAGACUAUAAGGACAGAAACCAAAUCAGAGAAGCAUUUCUUGAUAUCACACUCCACUUUCUCAGAUGUUUGAAACAAGAUGAAUAUGCUGAUAAGCUGGAAGAUGAGCUUGUAUACAUCUGUAAACUGAAAUCUAACCUGGAGAAGAGAUAUCAACAUGUCUUUGAAGGAAUUGCAAAUCAUGGUGACUCCACACUUCUAAAUAAGAUCUACACAGAUCUCUAUAUCACUCAGGGUGGAGGUGAACAAAUCAAUACUGAACAUGAGAUAAGACAGAUUGAAGUCACUUCCAGGCAUCUAGAAACAUCAGAGACACAGAUUGAAUUCAGAGAUUUGUUCAAACCACAUGAACGAGACCAAAACAUCAGAUCUGUGCUAACAAAAGGAGUUGCUGGCAUUGGAAAAUCUGUUUCCGUUCAAAAGUUUGUUCUGGACUGGGCAGAGGGAAAGGAAAAUAAGAAGAUCAGCUUUAUAUUCCCUCUACCCUUCAGAGAGUUAAACUUAAACGAUAAAGAAAGAAUAAGUCUGAUGGACCUUAUAGGUCAGUUUUUUCCAGAGGUCAAACAACUGGACCUUACAAGAAAAAAAGUGCUGCUAAUCUUUGAUGGAUUGGAUGAAUGUCGUCUUCCUCUGAAGUUUGACAGUAAUGAGAUGUUGUGUGAUGUCACAUCUCCUGCUUCUCUGGAUGUUCUCCUAACAAACCUCAUCAAAGGAAAUCUGUUUCCUUCUGCUCUCAUCUGGAUAACCACCAGACCAGCAGCAGCCGGUAAGAUUCCACCUGAAUGUAUUGACCGGGUGACAGAAGUACGAGGAUUCAAUGACCCACAGAAGGAGGAGUACUUCAGAAAAAGAUUCACUGAUGAGAAUAUGGCCAACACCAUCAUUGAUCAUGUUAAAAAAUCUAAAAGUCUCUUCAUCAUGUGUCACAUCCCAGUCUUCUGCUGGAUUUCAGCCACUGUGCUCCAGAACAUUCUGGAGAAGAAGAGGAAAAACGAUCAGUCUGAUGACACAACAUCUGAGGAGACUCCUAAAACUCUGACACAAAUGUACACACAUUUCUUUCGCUUUCAGAUUCAACAGAGUAGAAGAAAAUAUGAAAAAGAAUACUCACCUGAUAUUUGCUGGGAUAAAGAUGUUAUCCUUUCACUGGGAAAACUGGCAUUUCAACAGCUGGAAGGAAGCAAUUUGAUCUUCUAUGACUCAGACUUAGAGGCCUGUGGCAUUGAUAUAACUAAAGCAUCAGUUUACUCAGGGAUGUGCACACAGAUCUUUAAACAGGAAACAGGGAUCAUUACUGGUACCAUGUACUGUUUUGUUCACUUGAGCAUUCAGGAGUUUACUGCAGCUCUGUAUGCACAUCUGUUUCUGGACAUCAACAAGAAAAAUGUGUUUGUUCAAGAUCACACAGGACAGGAAAACAAUGAAACAAUGAUUGGUUUACUGAAGACUGCAGUGGAUAAAGCACUUGAGAGUGACAAUGGACAUCUGGAUCUUUUCCUUCGCUUCCUCCUCGGUCUGACGCUUAAGUCCAAUCGUCCGCUCUUACGAGGUCUUUUAACACAAGAAGAGAGCAAUGAACAAAGCAACAAGGAGAUAGUGGAGUACAUCAAGUUGAAAUUAGAUGACAAUUCAUCAGCAGAGAGAUCCAUCAAUCUGUUUUACUGUCUGAAUGAACUGAAUGAUCAAUCUCUGGUAAAGGAGAUUCAAAAGCAUCUUAGAGAAGGAAGUCUCUCAUCUGCUGACCUUUCACCUGCUCAGUGGUCUGCUCUGGUCUUUGUGUUGCUGACAUCAGAAGAAGAACUGGAGGAGUUUGAGCUUCAGAAAUUCAAGAAAUCAGAUGAAUGUCUCAAUAGAUUAUCACCAGUCGUCAAAACCUGUAAACAAGCUCUGUAA